UCCUCCUCUCUGCAAACAGAGGAGUUGCACGAGCGGCAGUGGGCACGGCCCAACCCACAGCACGGCACGCAGCGGGGCCGGCGGGAGGCUGCGGCACAGCCCUGGCGCAGCCAUGGGGCAGAAGUGCAUGGAGAAGGUGUCCUCCUUCCUCUUCGAGUAUGACACCCCCAGGAUGGUGCUGGUGAGGAACAAGAAGGUGGGACUGACCUUCCGGCUGAUCCAGCUCAUCGUCCUGGCGUACAUUAUCGGGUGGGUUUUCCUCUAUGAGAAGGGCUACCAGUCUCAGGACAGCAUCGUCAGCUCGGUCUCGGUGAAGCUGAAAGGCCUGACGCUGACCAACGAGAGUGUCAUGGGCCCUCACAUCUGGGAUGUGGUGGAUUAUGUCUUCCCGCCCCAGGGGGACAGCUCGUUUGUGGUGAUGACCAACUUCAUUGUCACCCCUGGACAGAAACAAGGAACCUGCCUGGAGCUGCCGGACGCCGGGCUCUGCACGCAGGACAGCGACUGCAGCAAAGGGAAAUACAGCCGCCAAGGACAAGGGCUCAUGACGGGCAAGUGUAUGCAUUUCAACAGCUCUGUGAAGACCUGUGAGAUCUUUGGCUGGUGCCCCGUUGAAGUUGAUGACCAUGUUCCCAGCCCUGCCCUGUUGUCGGAAGCGGAGAAGUUCACCUUGUUCAUCAAGAACAGCAUCACCUUCCCCAGGUUCAAGGUGUCCAGGCGCAACUUGGUUGAGAGCGUUACCAAACAGUACCUGAAGAAAUGCACCUAUCACAAAGUCACCGAUUCCUUAUGCCCUGUGUUUGACCUGGGAUACAUAGUGAAGGAAUCGGGUCAGAAUUUUACCUUCCUGGCUGUGAAGGGGGGAGUGGUGGGCAUCACCAUAGACUGGAACUGCGACCUCGACUGGCCCGUCCGGUACUGCAAACCCAUUUACCAGUUCCAUGGCCUUUACAAUGAUGACAGCAACGUUUCACCAGGCUUCAACUUCAGAUAUGCCAAAUACUACAAAGAAGGCGGGACGGACAAGAGGACACUCUACAAGGUGUUUGGGAUCCGGUUUGACAUUUUGGUGAAUGGCAAGGCAGGCAAAUUUGACAUCAUCCCGACCAUGACCACAAUUGGUUCUGGAAUUGGUAUUUUUGGAGUGGCCUCUGUCCUCUGCGACCUGCUCCUGCUGCAUUUUCUCCAAGGACGGGACUAUUAUAAGCAGAAGAAAUUCAAAUACGCGGAACAGGAGCCUUCGAAGUUGCAUAAGAAGGAAAAGGAGCUGGACAACACACAGUGAGAGAAUCCACACUGACCAACAAACCUGCACCCUCUUCCUCCUCCUCCUCCUCUCCUAAAACAUGGUCGUCACUCCCUGUCACCACCCUGUGCCAGCCCCAAGGCCAGCAGGAGCAGCAUCUGACACCGGCUCAUGGGAACUUGGUGCCCUGCAGCCAGGGCAGGGUCCGGCUGGCCGGGCGCCCUGCCUCUGGUGGGACACGCUGCGAUGCCACGGGUGGGUUAAACUAAGGGACCCUCGGGGCCCUCCACCAGCCUGCUGCAGGGCACUGGGGUCUGCCGCCUUCGCAGGCACUUCUGAAGGGCUCCCGCGGCACCCUGCCUGGUGUGCCAGGGCCGUGCCAGGGCAUCCUGCACCUGAAGCCCCUGGGGAGAGCACCGCUGCCUCUCCUUCCCCAGCGGGAAUCCUUGGACAGCUCCAAAUUGAGGAGAGGGGGAGGGAAGGAGAGCUGGCAAGAACCAUGCCCAGUCCCUCAGCAUGGGAGAAAAAUGGUUAUUUUGUAAGGAUGUAUUUUAUUUAAAAGAAUAAACCUUUAGUUUUU
Gymnogyps californianus (California condor) is the source of this 1826-nucleotide messenger RNA. It is a transcript of the gene P2RX1, whose product is annotated as purinergic receptor P2X 1. NCBI's taxonomy places the organism in Eukaryota, Metazoa, Chordata, Aves, Accipitriformes, Cathartidae. The coding region runs from base 113 to 1285 and encodes 390 amino acids. Gene Ontology annotation, molecular function: purinergic nucleotide receptor activity; extracellularly ATP-gated monoatomic cation channel activity; ATP binding. Gene Ontology annotation, cellular component: plasma membrane; nuclear inner membrane. The transcript has 13 exons. Gene Ontology annotation, biological process: monoatomic cation transmembrane transport; response to ATP. The record is from RefSeq and is a predicted model, not a curated record.